AUUUUUUAAAAAUUUUAAACGAAAAUAAUUGCAAUUUUUAUUAUUCGAACCGAGUCACGCCUGAAUUAAUUCGAAUAAUCGAGGUUGCACUGUAAAUGCAAAUAAUUCGACACUAUUUUUAAUGUUCGUUUGUUUGUUCAAAUGUAAUAGAAUUUCGUGAUUGAGUCAAAUAUGCGUAAUUGUGAAAGCCCCUCUUUACGUGCUUAUACGAGAGUGGAGAGAAUAUUCAAGAGUAUUUGGAAACUAAUCUGACCAUGAAAUUAAGAAAAACAUCUGUAAAGAUUGUCAAAAUUUUUCUAAGAUCAAGGUUUAAAGUUUCAUAACCAGUUCAAUGUCAGUCGACGUACAUAUUUAAUAAAAAAAUAAGAAAAAAAUACAGUCUGUACGAUAGUCUUCUAAAAGUAACAUCUAAGAGAGAAUAGUCUGCAAAAAAAAUUGUUUCCUAAAUUUUCAUUGUUUUUCGCUAAGAUUAUUUGGAAAUUAUUGUUUUUCUAAAAAGACAGCCAUUGUUGGUUGUUUAGCAUAUAGAGAAAAAAAAUUUAUUUAUUAAAAUUAUUUUUUAAAAUUUAUUUAAGAAUAAUAUUAUUAUUGAAUAAAUAUUAUUAUAUUAUUUAAGAAUAAUAUUCUCGAUAAACGAAAUGUUAAAUCAAAUCUUAUUAUUGCUCUGCUUAUUAAGCCCGACGGUAUUAAAUUCACAACCACUAGUGCAAACAUCUCAAGGAAUUCUUCUUGGAACAACAGAAAUAUCCAGAAAUGGUAGAGAUUAUUCCGCAUUUCUUGGUGUUCCAUACGGACAACCUCCGGUUGGAAUUUUAAGGUUCCAAAAUCCUUUACCAGCAGCAAAAUGGAAAGGAAUACGAAGAGCAAAAUCAUUUGGAAGUGCAUGUGUACACAGAAUAUUUGGAAGAACAUUUGGAAAGGAAGACUGUUUAUUUCUAAACAUUUACACCCCAAUUACUGAAUUUCAACAAAUGUACUCAAACACAUCUAACGAAAAUUUAUUACCAGUAAUGGUAUACAUACAUGGGGGAUCAUUCUUCUUUGGAUCUGGCAAUGAUUACAAAGCCAAUUACCUUUUGGACAAGAAUAUCGUUUUUGUAACGGUCAAUUAUAGAUUGGGAAUUUUUGGUUUCUUAUCCACUGGCGAUUCAGCAGCUUCAGGCAAUUACGGAAUGAAGGAUCAAGUUCUGGCUUUAAAAUGGAUUCAAAAGAAUAUUAAAUUUUUCGGUGGCGAUCCAAAUCGUGUUACAAUUUUUGGUCUAAGCUCGGGAGCUUCAUGUGUUCACCUUCUUGCUCUUAGCAAAGCAAGCAAUGGUCUUUUUCAACAAUAUAUUAUGAAAAGUGGUACAGCACUACCAGCCUGGUCCUAUCGAGACAGUAGAGAAAUUUAUCAAACUGUUAAAAAAGUUGCUAAAUUUGUCGACUGUCCCACAACAUCAACAAAAAAUCUAAUCAACUGUUUUCGAAAUAAAGAUCCAGAAACUCUACUAUUUUGGUGCGAUAUAGUUGGAAUAUUUAUUCAUGUUGCCGAAAUGGCAUGGGUACCAACAAACGAACCAAAAAACGAGCCAAACGCAUUUUUAACCGACACUCCACAAAAUUUAAUGAAAGAAAUGAAAGAUUUACCGUUCAUUAGUGGCGUUGUUGGUAACGAAGCAGUUUUUAUUACAAAUGUUUUCUACGCAAUUGAUCCUGCCUACAAUAUUAUGAGCAAAUUUAUGAAAAAAUUAUUUAUCGAUGAUGCCGUUUAUAUAAGAGGGGCAAACAAAAAUUUUCCAGCUAAUUUAGAUAAGUUCUAUUUUAAUAGCUCACAUCAAUCUAUCAAAAAGCGACAGGAUUUGGACACUUACACAAACAUAAUUACAGACGGAAUUUUCUUUUAUCCAGAAAUGAAAAUGUUGGAUCAAAUAGCUCCUAGAAUGAAAAAUCCUACCUAUUUUUAUCAUUUUAUAUAUCGUGGUGAAACUUCAAUUCUUUCUAAUUUAAUAUCUAAUGAAAACUUUGGCGCUGGUCAUGGUGGUGACUUAAUAUUUUAUUUCCCAUUAACUUAUUUGGUAGUUAAUAGAACAGAUAUACAUUUUACUGAUGAAGAACGAAUGAUAAGUAAAUUAAUGGUUGACCUGUGGACAUCAUUUGCCACCAAUGGAAAACCAACAUCAAAAUAUUUGAAUCCACCAAAUUUAUGGAAACCCUACAACAGCAAAAAAAAUCCCUAUUUACAAAUUGGCGAAGAAAGUGACAAUAGGAAACCAUCAGUAAAACUAACAAACAACUUUUUACCAGAAAGAAUGAAUUUUUGGAGAGAACAUUUUUAA
Molecule: messenger RNA, 2315 nt
Organism: Leptopilina heterotoma
Lineage: Eukaryota; Metazoa; Arthropoda; Insecta; Hymenoptera; Figitidae
Product: esterase FE4-like
Exons: 7
Coding region: 639-2315 (558 amino acids)
Source: RefSeq, a predicted model, not a curated record